AUGCAGGAGCGUCUUCGGACGCUGGAGACCGUAGCCGUUGCCCCGGGCGACAUUUACGUCAAACGAUUGCGCGAAUGGGCGCUGGACUUUAAGAUUGCACACGCUCCCAUAAGAGCCCUGUUGGCUAUUUCUGAGCCGAUUGUGCCCCAACUACCGGCAGACUCCAGAACACUCUUGGGAGCGGCCUAUGAUCUAAAGGUUGCCCCAAUGGGUUGCGGUGAGGAUGUGCACGUCGGCAUAGAAAGGCAACUACGUCGACUUAUAAGUAAGAAUAUAGUAAACCCAGGUUGCGAUAUAGAGCUUCAGUUAGCCAUCGAUGGUCUCCCAGUAUUCAGAAAGGUAAAUACCGAAAUGUGGCCAAUCUUAGGUAGAAUUUCGCGGCCCAUUGUCAGUAACGUUUUUCCAGUUGGCAUUUACUGUGGUGCUGGAAAACCGUCAGAUGUCCGUGCAUUCUGUAAGUUAGUAGUUAGUGAGUUAACAUCAUUAAGCGAGCAAGGGAUCAACAGCAGCGACAGCGUCGGACUGCAGACCCGCGUUCGCGCCAGCUCUGUUAUCUGUGACGCUCCUGCGAGGGCUUUCGUUAAGCAAAUCAAGAACGUGAAUGCGUAUAGUGUGUGCGAACGUUGUACAGUAACGGGUGUUUAUAUGGGAAAAGUAGUGUACCUAGAGAAAGGAGUGAGGGAUAGGACGGAUGAGGACUUCUUGCACUCUGUGGAGGACGAACACAGAGUCGGAGUGUCUCCAUUCCUCUCUUGCAACGUUGGCCUUAUUAACCAAUUUCCUCUAGAUCCCAUGCAUCUAGUUUACUUGGGUGUAGUGAAACGCUUACUUAGUUUGUGGGUUAGAAAUCAUCGUUCAAAGGACAGUGGUCGCACGACGCCUUCGGUACUGAAGGCAGUGCAGGUAAAGGCUAUAGACGAUAGGUUGCGUUCUUUAAACGCUUGCCUUCCAUCAGAGUUUUCACAAAAAGCUAGGUGUUUAAGUGAGUUCGAGUCCUGGAAGGCUACAGAGUUCAGGCAGUUUGCAUUGUAUCUAGGUCUUGUUGUUCUCCCGAGUAUCCUGCCUCUUAAUCAUUAUAAAUUGUAUUUAAUGCUUUUUACUGCCCUCAGAUUGCUUGCCUCUCCUAAUACCUGCUACCGAAACGUAGGUUAUUGUAGGCAGUUGUUAUUACUGUUUACUAGAAGGUUUGCGAGUCUAUACGGUGACGAACACAAGGUUUACAAUGUGCAUAGCCUUAUGCACAUUGCGGACGAUGUUGAGCGUCACGGUCCACUGGACUCAUUUUCGUCAUUCCCUUUUGAAAGCUAUUUAGGCAGAUUGAAGAAUUUGCUUAGAAGCCCAUCACGGCCUUUACAACAGGUAGCUAGGCGUUUAAGCGAGGAGGAGGUAGCUACGCGCGAUACCUCAAAGCCUUCUUCACCUAGAUUCCUGCAUGAGCAUAAUGCAGGACCGAUACCAGCAGGCUAUGAGGGGAGUCAGCAGUAUAAAUGUCUAAUCACAGACAAAUAUCGCAUUGACAUUACCUCAGGCAAUAGGUGCAUAGAAAUUGGCAAUAGAAUAGUAUGUGCUAAAAACAUACUAUGCAAUGCAGGUAGAUGUAUACGUUUAGUCUUUCAUGAAUUUAGCAAUACUUCAGAUUACUUUGACUAUCCAAAAAAUUCCUCACUUAUGAACGUUUAUAAAGCCAGCAUAGAUAACAAGUUAGUCUGCUUACCAUUACCCAAUGACUACAUUAAGUACGUAUGCAUUCCAGAAGAUAACCAGUACGUAUUAAUUGAAAUUAUAUAGAUAAUUAGGGAAGCCACUUACUAUCCUUUUGCCUAUGCAAACAGUGCUCGUGAACCCUACAAACGCACAGGUAUUAUAGCCAGAAUAACCUCACUAGGUAUUGGUUUGCGAGCACUGCAGGGAAGAAGUGGCCAUUACGCUAGCACAUAAUUCACCUUAUUUCCUGUGCGUUUGUAGAUAUACACAUGAGCCAACUACCGUCCCGCCAACUGCCGGCCCGACAAAGGAGGUCUGCGAUUGAUGAGGCGAUCUACCUACUGGAAGGUGAAGGCAUUUCAUCGCCAGUAAGUUAUGGAAAAUAACGCUAUCAUACCUUUCAGGAGCCGCAGGUGGACGCCGAUGAUUCAUUCGACACCGUCCCCCUCGGUGACGACACCUUAACCACAGUGCCGAAAGCUAAUGCGCAGGAAGAUAUCCUGCUGCUCAUGUGCAAACACAUGCGUGCACAGUCAAUGAAACUAGACAUUCUGGUGGAGACUGUUCGCAAAUUACUCGGCCGUCAGCGGCUGUUAGAAUCAAUGAUUCAACAGCAUGCUAAAACCCCGGGACCGGUAGCAUCUCACCUGCCGAGGAACCCACUCGACCACCACUUACGGUCUGCAGCCGAAUUUCGUAAUUUGAAUGUCCAAUUACUGGACAAGAGCUUCCGACAGGAGCUGGUAAGCCACCAUAUUAAUCACACCCUAUUGCGUUAGACUUCCUUCCUUACAUGCCUUGGUGGGCAGAAUAUUGACGAAUUCGUCAAGCGAAUUUUCUUCGCAGUCUUCGACGAUGAGAUCAGCCUUUAUGUCAAUUUCAAAGGCAGAAAAACGAAAGAGAGCCUCUGCGGUUAUAAAUUGUAUGAGGUUAUACUUGGUAGGUGUGCCGUUACUUACAACUAUACAACAUGCAGAAGUCUUCGGAGCGUGGAAUACCGAUUCCACCGUAAAGCUGUCUAACCUUGAGUCAGCACUUACCAAGCGGCUGAAGAGGUCGCUCGACAGUUGUGUCUAGCGGAGGAAUAAGUCACAACUGACGCCCAAUGACAGUGGUAAAUUAAUUGUAGUUGUCCAGUAAUGGAUUUUAAUUUCUAGACAAUAUACCCGAAUCAUCUACUGAUUCCUCGCCUGCGUUACCUAUGUGAACACAGAAGGGGUUCAGCAAACUAUUGUACAUAUUAAUUUAAAUUUUUUGAAUGAACAAAUUACAAUACAACCGUCUCCAGUGUACCUAUGGGUAAUAGAGGGGUAAUAUACAUACAACAAGGAAUGGAUGGGGGUAGAAAAGGGCAUUGGGAUAAGCAAACGAUUCCACGCGUAGCAUAUUACCCCCCCCCUUUUCGCCGAUAGCGAAGUAUCUCGAUUAAUCGAUAUCUAAGAGAUAUCUAUGGUUGCGUCAAAAUAGAUAUCUAAUCGAUAUAUAUAUAUAUAUGUAUAUAUAUAUUAGAAAUGUGUCUGAACUCGUUGCAAGACACCUGAGGAAGCACCAAAUACAAGUGGCUCACAAACCGACUACCACGCUACGCAAUCAGCUUGUACACCCUAAGGAUAGGGUUGGCUAUUUGGAUAAGAAAGAAGUAGUCUAUAAGAUUCCAUGUGGCACUUGUAAUGCAGUGUAUUGUGGUCAAACCGGAAAAUCCGCCUCUACACGCCUACAUGAACACCAAUUGGCAGUGAAGAGGCAGGACCACUUAUCCCAAGUCGCCAUGCAUACUCUUGAAACUGGGCACAAAUUCGCUUGGGAUAAAACACGCAUUGUCGGUUCCUGCCCCUAUAAGAAAGGCCGAGAAUUCCUAGAGGCCAUUCACUCUGAUGAUUCAUGCAUCAAUCGACGCAUCGACCUUGACAACAUGUACACAAGUCUCAAAGAAAAAUGGAAAAGGUAAUAGCCAAUCAAGACGUGACAUCAGCCCACAGCAUUAACCCAUCCUAAGUCAUGACAGAGCAAUAUCGAUUUUUUCGGCAUUGUUUAAAUUUUGACUGUUUCUUCACACUUACUACACGUCUGAAGACGAGCUGGGGAACCAGACUCGAAAAUUUACGAAAUAAAGUUUGUUUAUUUUCCCAAAGGACUCAUUCUUCUUCGAAAUAUAUAUAUAUAUAUAUAUAUAUAGCAGCGAGGAGGGACGACGACGAUAAAUAGAUAUCUAAUAGAUAUCUACUCGAUAUAGUUUGCUACUACGGAUAUCCCUCGAUAAUUAUGUACAGCGCCAGCAUAAACAAAUCGGCCACAACAGCUGGACUGGUGAAUACAGUUCAUUUUUUUAAUAUUAUUCCUCCCCUCUAGAAAACAACCCAGGUUGCUCAACUAGUGAUGUUUCGUCCGUGGCAAAUGACUCCCCUAUGUAUUAAACAUAUUUCAUAUUAUUUUUUAUCAAAUAGACUUUUUUCCUAUUAACACGUCUUCAAAAUAGUUCCUUUUGGUGGGUCUAGUUGCAUCGGUUGCAAUAGCGACGACAAUUAGCCCGUUAAAAGCGCUGUAAAGUGGACAACAGCAGGCAAAGUAAGCCGGGAUGGGAUGACUAAGGCGAACAGACAAUAAUAAAAUUAGAUAUGGGUAUAAGAACAAGUAACCGCAGCAUGCGCAUGCCCUAACGUGUCCCUAUCGCCGAUUUCGGUGUAUCUGGAAAAAUAGAUAUCUAUUAGAUAUCGUCUCGAUAUAGUUUGCUACUAGGGUGCUGCUUAAAUUCAGACACCUCGAGUUGUCUCACUUUACCAUAGAUUCACCUGAAAAAGUGUUCCCUGGAAAUUUUCGGCGUACCCACCAUAAGCAUAGACACUGUCCACAGUUGUGCCUUAGGGAAUAGCUUGCUAUUCCUGCAGAUUUUCACUGCCUACUGAAGAUUUGCGCAGCCACCCGAGAUAGUACGCUGCAUGACGGAAUCGACCUACCGACCAUCGACAUCUCAGUCGCGCAGGCUAACCACAGCCCCGCGGCGAGCGAUGUCGCAAAGUUUACUUGAUAGUAAAUGCGUGCCGCAUACCGAUCGAUUUUGCAGUGGAUGCCAGAUAUUGGCCGGCAAAAUCAACCGCCUUGAGGAAGAGAUGGAAAAGAUGAAAACUCUUCUACAAUGAAGACUAGACACAGGUGACAAUGCGAAUGUACCUGUUGGACGAAUAAUUAGAAGCAGGGCAAAAGGGCGUCGCACAAAAGACACGCCAUCAACGCCUUCUGCAGCUUUCACGGCAGACCCAGCACAAACACACAUAAAAUACAAGACGACAACAACCAGCGAAGCAACGAAAAAAGCCAGGGGAAAAAAAGAAAUCGUGCAGCAAAAAGGUCGAAGGACGUGCACAGCAUAUUCCCAGGAAUACCUCCGAAGAACCGGAACCAGGGACGUCGGCGUCCGUGUCACCCAUCACGGGAAAUGACAUGGGUCCUAAAACCCUCAACCGAUCGCAAAAAACUUCCGACUUUGAUAAAAAUGCAAACGAAACAGAGACGAAUGAGGAUCUUAAUCGACUGCAGCUUAUAUCCUCGUCAGAUCAUGGCAACCACAUAUUGCCUUUGUCGGGGCACGAAACCACUGUGUUCUCCAGAGUGUCGCCGGUCAGAGGGCAUUGUCUGAUUAUUCAGAGACUUCCCGAAUCCACAGCUAGUGCCUCCAAAGAGCGGGUCUCGGCUGACCUGCAACUCUUCCAAUGCCUACUCAACGAACUUCUGCGCCCCAAUGAGGAAGUUUCGGUUCUCAGGGCCUUUAGACUUGGAAAGCGCUCAAUCGACAUAUCAGAGCAUUCACGUCCCCGACCACUCAAGAUUGUGUUAGCCAACCAAAGACAAGUAGGACUUAUUCUCUCACGACGAUUCCGAAUCAAAGACACCAACCGCGGCGUUUUUUUCAGCCGGACUACACACCGUCAGAGAUGACAAAGCGUCGACAAUUAGUUCUGGAACUGAGAACAAGGUUGCAGAAUGGCGAGACGGAUAUCGUGAUCUACAACAACCAGAUAGUGCAGCGCCCUCCCCUAAUCCGUUGGACCGAACCGAUCCGGAUGAGGGCACAAUAGCUUCCUUAAAUAGGAUCUCAAGCGGCACCAUAAUUAAACGCCCCAAAGCUCUGAAACUAACAUUUUUUGCACCAACUUGCAAAGUAUAUUGCCCAAGUUAGACGAACUGAAGAUCCACAUCUGUGACCUUUCCCCUGACGUUGUCUCUUUGACAGAAACCUGACUGUCUGAAAACGUGGAUGACCGCGAAUUAAUGCUACCAGGAUUUCAGUUGUUUCGAAGAGACAGGAGAGAGCGUCAGGGAGAAGGAGUCGUCACGUACGUAAAACACGGCCUGCUUGUGUCAGAAAAAACAGAACAGUUUGCAUGCAGCACCGAGACUAUCUGGCUCACUAUAAGGGUACCAGGAUCACAUAGCCUUGAAGUUCUGACCGUCUAUCGACCACCGAGGAGUGACCCCGAGGCUGACGCUCGUCUGCUAGAGGAGCUAGGAAGAUUUGCUCUCCGGCCUGACGUCCUGAUCAUGGGCGACUUCAAUGCACCGCUCAUUGACUGGAGUUCACUAUAAGCGCGCGGCCCAGAACUAGCUUUCGACCGACGCUUCUUGGACAUGGCACUCAGGUCAUUUCUCACACAGCACGUCCUAUUUCCCACAAGGGUCCGUGAGGGGCAGCAGUCAAACUGCUUGGACCUGGUGCCCACGAAAUCGAUGGACAGCAUAGAUGAGGUACAAUGUCUGCCUCCCUUAGGUCGAAGCGAUCACGUUGUACUUCAAUGGGACUAUUCAAUCUUUUCCGUGCCUGAACAGCCCACCAAAAUUAGAAGAAAUAUUUGGCGUGGGGACUUCGAUCAAAUGAAGGCCGAAAUCAACAAUACGGACUGGGAAUCAGCGUUUUCCGGAAAUAUAGCGGAGGAGUGGAAAUGGUUCAGUUAAUUAUUGCAUGUUCUCCUGACAAACCACUGCCCGCUUUCACGGAAGGGGCUAAACAAUCGACCCCGGUGGCUGACCCAGGCGUUAAAAAAGGAAAUAAAUAAAAAGCGGAGAUUGUGGCAGAAAUCUCUUACUGAUGGGACUCCUGUAUACAUAAACGCAUACAAAACACAGAGGAACCUAGUCAAGCGACUCACCCUAAGGACACGGCAAAAUUUUGAAAAAGACCUAUUGAGUCGUGCUAUGGAAAAUCCAAAAUUAUUCUACAGCUAUAUAAGAAGCAGCACACGAAACAGAGAUCCAAUCCCCCUUCUGAAGACAAGCGGAGACGUAGAGAUUAGUGGGGACGGAGAAAAAGCUGAGCAAUUUUUACAUUUUUUCAAAUUCAUCUUUACCAGUGAAAAUGCAUUUACUCCUCCUGACUACGACUUCGAUGAGGGUCCAAAAAUUGAGUCUGUAUCUUUUGAUGAAGCGACGGUUCGCAAAGAGCUAAGGACGCUAAAUGAGUCGAAAUCACCAGGUCCAGACGACAUGCCGCCUAAGUUACUGAAGGAGCUCGCUGCCGAACUAGCCAAACCAUUGUCCAUGCUUUUCCAAGCCUCGUUCGGAGCCGGCUGCUUGCCCGCCGACUGGAAAUCUGCGCGGAUCACACCACUGCAUAAAGGAGGCAGCAAGGCCUCUGCAAACAAUUAUAGGCCAAUUAGCCUCACCUCCAUCUGCUGCAAACUCAUGGAGAAAAUAAUCAAGCGAGGGCUGAUGCGCUUCCUAGAGCAGCAUAAUUUAUUAUCUGAUGCGCAGCAUGGGUUCCGUAGUGGCAGGUCUUCUGUGACUAACUUGCUCAACUGUUUGGAACGUUGGACUCGGUCAGUUGAUGAAGGCAAUGCGCUGCAUGUAGUCUAUAUCGACUUUAAAAAGGCAUUUGAUAGUGUCCCACAUCAGCGACUCCUGCACAAACUGAGCCGAACAGGCGUUAGGGGUAACCUCUUAAAAUGGAUUCAAAGCUUCCUAUAAGACCGUUGUCAAACUGUCUAUAUCGGUGGCCAGCAGUCGACGGAGGUUGCCGUUGAAAGCGGUGUUCCCCAAGGCUCAGUUCUUGGUCCUACUUUGUUCAUUAUUUACGUCAACGAUUGCGUGAGUGAACUGCAUUGUGGUGUCGCCAUGUUUGCGGAUGACAUUAAGCUCUGGAGCGUCAUUCGAACUGCAGAUGACGAAGAGCAUUUGCUGGCGAACCUGAACCGACUCCACCAGUGGUCAAAGGCCUGGCUUCUGCCGUUCAACGAGAAAAAGUGUAAUAUUCUACGAGUCGGCAGAGCUCGCUCUCCGAACCAUAUGGCCUACUGCCUAAAUGGUAUACCACUGCAAGAAGUGGACUCGCAGAAGGACUUGGGGGUAUGGAUUACGACCUCGCUCAAACCCUCGCUGCACUGA
Messenger RNA from Spirometra erinaceieuropaei, 8076 nucleotides. The record is from the annotation of a GenBank genome assembly. Lineage: Eukaryota; Metazoa; Platyhelminthes; Cestoda; Diphyllobothriidea; Diphyllobothriidae.